Molecule: messenger RNA, 1578 nt
Organism: Dicrocoelium dendriticum
Lineage: Eukaryota; Metazoa; Platyhelminthes; Trematoda; Plagiorchiida; Dicrocoeliidae
Source: the annotation of a GenBank genome assembly
AUGUUUUCCGCGGCUGCUGCCAACUUCGCUUCCCUGUUCUUCCAAGGACUGCAAGCUGUUUCAGCUUUUUCCACCAGUGUUUUAUUGGGAUCUGUGACUGCAGUGAUUUUAUUUUCAAAGUACAGGAAUGGAUUUCGUAUUCCCACUUUUUUGGCGGUCUCCUCGGCCUCAACAGAAAAAAGAGCUGCACUGAAAGAGCUGCGAUACAUGAGAGAAAACGGACUACGCAAUAGUCGGCGGGUCGUGGAUAUUUGGGAGUCCUUCCUCUCUCGGGACUUGACUCCGUGUCAAGAAAAGUGGGUCAUAAUGGAGCAAGUUUUCAUUGCCGCCUUGGACGUUGGAGAUGAUCAGCUUGCCUGUGAGUGUCUGGGUCAGUUACGGGCUCACUUUAAAAAGAGUUCUCGGAUCAACCGUCUGUUUGGCAUGUACUUGGAGGCAACUGGCAGGUUUGAGGACGCACAGAGUGUUUAUGCGCAAGUACUGAAAGACGAUCCCACAAACACCUUUGUCCGUAGGCGUAAAGUCGCCAUUUUCAAGUCCCAGAAACGAAAUAUUGAAGCCAUUGAUGAACUCAGGAAUUAUCUGAAAACUUUCAUGAGUGAUUUUGAGGCUUGGAAUGAACUUGCUGAUCUCUAUCUGGCAGAGGGGGAUUUCAAGCAUGCUGCUUUUUGUCUCGAAGAGAUGCUACUGUCCAGCCCUCACAACCAUCUGUACUGUCAGCGCUACGCAGAAACCUGCUCAGCUCUGGAACAGCAGUCGGGUAAACCUCUGUUGGAUUCCGUCUCCAUCUCACACCUAAUGUCAACUCAGGAGAGACGUGAUCCGAUCGAGUCAUGGGAUGGUGGUCAGGGUGGCAGAGGCAGGAUUCGUCCUGUCGCGAAACUACCUUCAGGACUCACCAACAGCUUGGAAUUGAAUCGGCACUUAAUCUUUUGGGCCGCAUCGAAAAUCCAGCAGCUGUAUAAGAAUGCACUGAAAACGCCACCUCACUCACUGGUGUCUGCUAAGGGAACACUCCACAAGGCGUGCAGUGGCAUUGAACCUCAACCAUCACUAAACGAUCUAUCACCAUCCAUCACUUCGAAUACUAACGAGGCUGCUGAGGAACGUAAUAGUACUUUCCGCAUUCAACACUCCCUCCAUAACGUCGGAUCUCAACCUGUACAACUCGUUUACGAUUCAUAGCAACCGUUUCCUAGGCCCAAAUCCGGCCUGUACUUUCUCCCCUGUGGUCCGUCAGUCACUCAUCCUUACUUACUAUCUGCGCUCGGUGUAUAUCCUUUGUGUGUGUGCAUUUUUACUUGAUGCUUGCGGUAUCUGUUUGCAUUAGCGUUGCCAGUAAUUCAGGGAGAACGUGGAUACCUUCACCCCUUUUUAGCGUGAUCUCACUUGCCUUUCCUGCACACGUUCCGGGCCAUGUUUUCUUCUCGAUUAGACCACUUUCCAAGAGACUAUUUAUGCGCGCUUCACCAACUGGGAUCUUUUGAUUAACUUACCGCUGGUAUGCGGGAAUUAGUCCUGCUUGCGCUGUACUGUAUUGCAUUUGGCGAUGUUUGAAUAAAGUGGUUGGUGACCGAG